AGCAGGAUUCAGCUCUCAGAGUCGCGGACCGAAGCCGCGAAGUCCCGACGCUGCUUCUUUCUCCACCCUUGGGGUCGGAGCCGACCCUGACAUUCCGCCACGGACGGUCCCGGAGAGCGGAACGGUCGGCGCCUCGCGGCCGGAGGCCGGGAAGUGCCGGAUCGCAACGGACCGCAGAGCGCGCGCCAGCCUCGGGCCGCUGUGCGCGCCGCCCGAGCGGCCCACCGAGGCGUUGGGGCGGCACCUCUGCGACUCGCGUCCUGUCUUCCAGGUGGCGGAGAAUCCCCACGCCGAGUACGGCCUCACCGACAACGUGGAGAGGAUAGUGGAAAAUGAGAAGAUUAAUGCAGAAAAGUCAUCAAAACAGAAGGUGGAUCUCCAGUCUUUGCCCACUCGCGCCUACCUGGAUCAGACAGUUGUGCCUAUCCUAUUACAGGGCCUUGCUGUGCUUGCAAAGGAAAGACCACCAAAUCCCAUUGAAUUUCUAGCAUCUUAUCUUUUAAAAAACAAGGCACAGUUUGAAGAUCGAAACUGAUUUUUUGGGAAGAACAGAGAAAUUUGGUUGCUACUGUAGAUUUACAUGAUUAAGAGGCAGCUUUAAUUGCCAUGAUUAUCCCCCUUUUUUGGAAAUGUACGAACCUUCAGGACAACAGAACUUAUUUCCGGAGUUACAGAAGAGAACAUAUUUCCCUUAUUCUGUUUUAAUUACCAUACUUAUUUAACGAGAGUAUUCUGUGCAAUUUUUCCCAGAUUGUCUUUAACUUUGUUUUUAAAAUGUCCUUCAAAAUAAACUGUCAAAAUGUUAUUUUAAAGUA
Molecule: messenger RNA, 815 nt
Organism: Carlito syrichta (Philippine tarsier)
Lineage: Eukaryota; Metazoa; Chordata; Mammalia; Primates; Tarsiidae
Exons: 4
Cellular component (GO): Set1C/COMPASS complex
Source: RefSeq, a predicted model, not a curated record